AUGGUUGAACAAAUUGUUCAUUUUAUGCACUCUACUCUUGAUGUAUAUUUGGGUCAAGGAGUGACCACUCUUUUUCCACCACUUUCAGAUGCUGGCAAAGACACUGUGUCAUUUACAAGUUCACAACAAAUCUUGAAUAUGUUUUAUGGAGCAUCAUUAUUGAUAAUACCUCGUGAUUUUGAAGUUAGCAAAUUUAUUUUGGUAUUAACACCAUAG
Molecule: messenger RNA, 216 nt
Organism: Entrophospora sp. SA101
Lineage: Eukaryota; Fungi; Glomeromycota; Glomeromycetes; Entrophosporales; Entrophosporaceae
Source: the annotation of a GenBank genome assembly